AACAAUGGAAGGCGCUGGCAAUUGGUGUUUAAUCGAAAGUGAUCCUGGUGUAUUUACCGAACUCAUUAAGGAAUUUGGGGUGGAGGGCGCUCAAGUUGAGGAAAUUUGGUCUUUAGAUGCCGAAUCAUUUAAAAGCUUGGAACCCAUCCAUGGUCUUAUAUUUCUCUUCAAGUGGGUGCAGGACGAUGAACCGGCAGGAAGCAUCGUCAAGGACGAUCGCUUGCAAAACAUUUUCUUUGCCAAGCAAGUUAUUAACAACGCUUGUGCUACACAAGCUAUCCUUAGUGUCCUACUUAACUGUAAACAUGAUGAUAUCAAGCUUGGAGAGACGUUAACCAACUUCAAAGAAUUUUGCCAGUUUUUUGAUCCAUAUAAUAAGGGAUUGACUUUGAGCAAUGCCUCGCAAAUUAGAACCGUACAUAACAGCUUCGCCCGCCAAACCCUCUUCGAAUUGGAUUCAAAGAAUCAAAACAAAGAUGAGGAUGUCUAUCAUUUUAUUGGUUAUGUGCCUAUCGAAGGACGUCUUUAUGAAUUGGACGGUUUAAAGGAGGGGCCCAUUGAUUUAGGUGCCAUUGCUGAUGGACAAAACUGGAUUGAUGUUGUUCGGCCAAUUAUUGAAAAGAGAAUGAAUAAAUAUAGCGAAGGAGAAAUUCACUUCAAUCUCAUGGCUAUAGUAUCUGAUCGGCAAAAAAUCUAUCAACAACAAAUUGAUAAAUUAUUGAGCGGUGGAAGUGGCGAAGCCAUGGAGACUGAUGACCGUGAGACUGAAAUUGCAAAACUACGUUCGUUGAUCGACAAUGAGGUGGAGAAACGCAAACGUUAUCGUAUAGAGAAUAUUAGGCGGAAACACAAUUAUCUACCAUUUAUAGUAGAGCUAUUGAAAAUGUUGGGCGAACGUGGUCAAUUAAUGCCAAUCUAUGAGAAAGCAAAACAAAGAGCACUGGAACGCGAAGCUGCUAAAACUAAAUCCUAA
Molecule: messenger RNA, 973 nt
Organism: Musca vetustissima
Lineage: Eukaryota; Metazoa; Arthropoda; Insecta; Diptera; Muscidae
Gene: Uch-L5
Product: ubiquitin carboxyl-terminal hydrolase isozyme L5
Exons: 2
Coding region: 5-973 (322 amino acids)
Biological process (GO): ubiquitin-dependent protein catabolic process; protein deubiquitination
Cellular component (GO): cytoplasm
Molecular function (GO): cysteine-type deubiquitinase activity
Source: RefSeq, a predicted model, not a curated record